This is a messenger RNA of Terrapene triunguis (Three-toed box turtle), 1840 nucleotides long. Its product is annotated as transmembrane protein 56-B. Gene Ontology annotation, cellular component: endoplasmic reticulum; membrane. Lineage: Eukaryota; Metazoa; Chordata; Testudines; Emydidae. Gene Ontology annotation, biological process: lipid homeostasis. The record is from RefSeq and is a predicted model, not a curated record. The transcript is spliced from 7 exons. Bases 98 to 886 code for a protein of 262 amino acids.
AGCAGCGAAGGGCUCUCCCCGCAGCGCCGGCAGGGAUGGGGGAGGAGCUGCGGCCACACUAGCCCCCGUCUGGCCUCCCACCCCAGGCUGAAGAAUAAUGGCUACCUUCAACAAACUGAUUAUUGGCACUGCUGUUACCAGUUUUACCAUAUUUCAGCUUCUGUUCCAUGUUCUAAGUUCUUGGGCAUCAACAAGAAUAACUCCUGCUUUUAAUAAUCUCAACCAAAAAAGGAAGAUUGAAUGGAAUUCAAGGACAGUAUCCACCUUCCAUGCCUUGGUGGUUGGUGCUUUUUGUGUAUAUAUCUUGUUGUAUGAUGAAGCUGUUAAUGCUGACCAUGUCUGGGGUGACCCUUCAAUUGUGAAACUGAAUAUUGCUAUUACCACAGGCUACCUCAUUUCUGAUUUGUUUCUUAUUACUUACUACUGGAAGGCAAUUGGUGAUAAAUUUUUUGUAAUUCAUCACUUGGCAGCUCUGUAUGCCUACUACUUUGUACUGGGUGAAGGAAUGUUGGCAUAUUUUGGUAACUUUCGUCUGCUUGCAGAGUUCUCUACUCCUUUUGUGAAUCAGCGGUGGUUCUUUGAAGUGCUGGGGUACCCCAAAUCUUCAAAAGCCAACAUCAUCAAUGGGGUGCUGAUGACGAUUGUGUUCUUCAUGGUGAGGAUUGUAGUCAUGCCUGUUUAUUAUGCCGACGUCAUUUCUGUGUUUGGAACAGAGGCUUUCCACAGAGUAGGAGUUGCAGCCCAAAGCGCCUGGAUUAUCUCAAGUGUUGUCUUGGAUGUGAUGAACUUGAUGUGGAUGGUCAAAAUUACAAAGGGAUGCUACAAAGUUAUUUGUCUCAUUGGACAAAAGGAAGUCAAAAUACGUAAGAAUGGAAAAUCUGACUAGAAAUCAUAUAUGUAAAACUGAACUUCUCUAUAAAGAUCAUUUGGGUUCAUUGAAACAAUGCACACUUUUGCCACAAAAUGCUCCUCUAAGGAAACAAGGUAUUGCCUCUUUAUUGAUCUUAACCUUUCUCUUGCCACACUGCCUGCAUGCCCAGGGUCACUUCAUUUAAAGACAAUCCCACUCUAUGGAAUGGGAAACAAUGGCAUAUGACAUACCGUAUGUAUAGGUUCAUACAAAUGAGUCUAGCUGUGUGUUCUAAGCACUUAACUGACAAAUGAACUUAAAAAGGAACAGACUGAUUAGUUGGUGGUCUUCUAUCAAUAUGUUCCUAAAAUAUUUUCACUCAGGUUUCUCAAUGUGUUUUUUAAAGCCUGUGAAUGUUAGGAUCUUUUGUUGUAAGUUAUGCAGAUAUGGCAAAUUUCCUGCCAUGUUUCUGUGCUUUCUCUUAUUAGUAUUUGGUGUUAACAAUCAAGAUUUCAUCCUUGACAACUUAUUUUUUUGCAACAAAGGCUAAGAAUUUAGCUUUGAUGCUAUGAAAUAUUUGACUGACUUUCUGCUGCCUUAUAUGCAUGGACACAAUCUUUUGGGGGAUUUAUGAAACAGUUUUACAGAUACUGGUAUAAUGUAUUGUUUUAUCUUUUAAAAAAUCUUUUAUGUGGAGGGAUGACUGUGCUGCUGUGCUAAUGUACUUCUAGUAGUAUUACUGUUAAAUCUGAUCAGAAUUCUGUCACAAGUUAACAUGGUAAACAGUGUGUGGAAACAAACUCAUUCUUAUUAUAGUGCUCUCUCCCUGUGAAGGCUGCUGCUGCUACUACUUUUGAAAAGUAUUGCAACUCUGCUUCUAAAUGUAUUAUUAUUAUUUAACCAAGAGACUUCUAGGGUGUAAACAACUUAAGUAUAGGAGACUAAAUACUUUUGUAUAUGUGGCUAUGUCACAGUAACCCUCUCCCCUCC